Dendrobium catenatum is the source of this 1143-nucleotide messenger RNA. RefSeq names its product protein SENSITIVITY TO RED LIGHT REDUCED 1. The record is from RefSeq and is a predicted model, not a curated record. Lineage: Eukaryota; Viridiplantae; Streptophyta; Magnoliopsida; Asparagales; Orchidaceae. The transcript has a single exon. Gene Ontology annotation, biological process: microtubule-based process. Bases 59 to 958 code for a protein of 299 amino acids. Gene Ontology annotation, cellular component: cytoplasm; nucleus.
CUAACCUUCGCUCUCCCACCGCCACUCCUCUCACACAUCUUCUCCCCUCUCCAUUUCAAUGACUCCAACUACUGCUGAAACUCUAAACUCCAACCCUAACGAAACCUGGACCCUUGUCACCCGCCGCCGCGGCAAACACAUUACUAAUCCCGCCUACCGAUCCAAAACCCCGACCCAAUCCUCAAAAUUCGGAACUCCAUCUUCGUGGACCCCGACGGACUCUUCUUCUGAUCCCCCGAGAGAAUCUAAACUCCUCCGCCAAAUGCAAUCCGCUAUCCGCCAACUCGAAACCUCUCAAUUCGUCAGCCGCUUCCUCUCCCGCCUUCGAGACCCCAAGAUCCAGGAAGGAUUUAACAAACUUCUCGCAUCCGGUUCCCCGAUACAGAUUGUGGCGUACGGAAUAGGAAGCAUCGAGUCAUACAAGGUGCCGCGGUUGCAGCUCGCCCUAGCUCUCCUUCUGAAGAAGGAGCUCGGCGUGAGAGCCGCUGGGCCGAUCGAAGUGUUUGACCCUGUUCUCUCUGCGGUGGAGUGCGCCGUGUUGGAGGCGCUUGGCUGUAGACUUAUUGUUGUGGAUGAGUGUGGACGGCGGGAGACGGCGGUACCUACGAUUUUCUAUAUGCCGCAUUGUGAGGCAGCGCUUUAUGAUAAUCUACUGGAUGCAAAUUGGAAACCCAUGAUGUUGAGGAAGAUGGUGGUGCUUGGUAAUAGCUUUGGCGUUUAUGAGCGGUAUGUGAGCGAGAUGAGAGGGGUCUGUGGGUCUGUCUCUCUUGAAGUGGAUGGAAGGCAUUUGCUUGGGAUCAGGAGGUAUGUGCGGGAGAUGGAGAUGGAGGAGAGGGAUAGUGAUCGAGAUAUUAAGGAAGAUGAGGAGGAAGAUUUGUUUUAUAAGGCUUUUCACGAUAUGAGCUGGCAUUUCUUCGAGCUUGAUGAUGCUGCUGACAUGGAGCUUCUUUGCAAAUGAAUUCGAAGGUAACUUGUUCCCGGCUUACGUUCUGGUUAAAAUUAAAUCUUGUGAGCAAUAAAGGAUUGCUUGUUGGUUUCUUACAAAUGUAAGGCCAGAAAGUCUAUGAAAUGGAAGACCGUGUAGGAUAUGAAAUGGAAGAAGCAAUUAUAUUUUUUAUGCAAUGAUGAUUUGUUGUUUUUUUA